AUUUAUAUUAUAUAUUUGAGAUAAGAGAUAGAGAGAGUGGAGAUAGGUGUCUCCGACAACUUCGAAAUAUCGUCAAAGUUAUCCGAGGAACAUGAUAUAGCAGGAGCCAUCAAGAGGUAACAAGGUUAGGCGCGUCUUCUGAGAUCGUCGAAAAAUCGUUGAAGUUAUCCGAGAAACACGUUAAGCGAAGAGGUUCACUGAGAGGCGCCGGAUGGCGCGCGGACUGCGCGGAGGCGUGAUCUGAAUGGGGAAGGGAUAGCCGCCAUUCCUUCUCCCCCUUUCCCCCGCAACUCCACAUUAGCAGCCACGCCCUCAACCAAUAAGCGCGUCGAACUCUGCCCCACUCUUGACUGUAUUAGUCGGCGCACGUGGCAGCGUGGCAAUACCGAACAACUUUCUCGCUCAAUAUGUAAUCCUGAUACUUUCUGAUAUUUUUCGAAGCUCUCGGGAGACGCGACGUUUCACGAGACGUAACGUACACGAGAAACGUGUACUCUAGCGCGCUUCGCUAUUCUUUAACCUCUCUCACUUAACCUAAUAUUUUUUUUAUAGAAUUAUGGCCUGAAAAAGGAAAUCACUAAACUGGAAGAGGAGAUUGUGCUGUAUAUCUUCCUGAAGAUAAAUGCACAUUGCAUAUUUCUAAACUAUAUAUUAGAUUGUAAUUAUUAUAAUAAAAUAUAGACAUUACCUUUGUUUUAAGAAUAACAUAACAAAUUUACUAUAACAAAUUCUUGAAAUUUUCAAACGACCGUUGUAAAUCACUACGAUAUCGUGAAAUUACAAAAUUUUGUUAAUAAUGUGAACAAAUGUCUCUACAUUAUCGACCUCGAUCAAGUGAUGAGCAGUUUAGCAUCCAGCCGACUGUGACACACGUGUUUGCAUUGUAACGACAAAACUUUAGCCUGCUUUAGCCAAAGACGUUUACACUUUACCGGCGUGUCUAAGCAUUGACACGAAUUAAGAAAAAAAAACCGUUCAGAAUUAGCAAUAAAUCACAACAAAUAUAAACUAGAACAACUGUGUGAAUGGAGCACAUCUCGUAUUGAGUAUCUUUGAAUCAACGUCGUUAAUCGCAAUGCUGUUGACGAUGCUACGGCUACGGCGUGCUGUAUCCGGCAAGACGGCAUCUCAUCUGACUCGCUUGUUGUUCCCGAGGCAGGGAAUAAAUAAACUCUCCGACUCUGCCGCUGUGAGAGACAAAAGCGACAGCGACAAAAGAGACGACGGCACAUUGAACAGUGCGACUGAAUCGCAGGACUCGCCUGUCGCGAGCGAUGUCGAGCUUCCUUCGGGCGAAGAAAACGUUUCUCGUCUACUGAAGGAGGCUGCCACCUAUAGCGACGCCAAGAACACGGAUUGGGCGACCAGCCCAUACCCGGCUGGUGCCCCGACCUCCGUUGAAGAUGAAAUCGUCAAGCCGAAGAUCGAUCCAUUGGAUACCUGUAUCGUGCUGUUUCCAGGACAGGGCACCAUUAAAGUUGGCAGAGUGCAGAAAUACCUACGUUUUCCUCAGGCGAGAGAACUGUUUGAGAUGGCCAACGAGAUUUUGGACUACAAUCUGCUGAAGCUUUGUUUGAAUGGGCCACAGGAGACACUGGACCAGACCCGUUACAAUCAGCCAGCCACAGUGGUGAGUUCGCUGGCUGCACUGGAGCAGCUCCGUGAGGAAAGGCCUAGGGUAUUUGAAACAUGUAAAGCAGCCGCGGGCUAUAGCGUAGGGGAACUGACCGCCCUGAUCUUCUCAGGUGCCCUGUCCUUUGAGGAUGGCAUCAGACUAGUCUCUGUGAGAGGUGCCGCGAUGCAGUACGCCUCUGACAAAUUUCCUCAGGGAAUGCUAUCGGUCCAUUGCACUCCACAGGCUGCAAUAUCUGAGGCUUGCAAAGACGCUCAGAAGUGGGCACAAGAUUGUGGUGUAGAGAUGCCAGUCUGUCAGGUGGCAAUAUAUUUGUACACUCAGUCGAAGAUCCUAGCUGGGAAUAUUCAGGCUCUUGAGUACCUAGAACAGAAUGCGAAGAAGUAUGGGCUUUCCAAGCUGACGAGGCUGCCAGUGUCAGGUGCAUUCCACACUAAAUUAAUGGAACCAGCGCUCAAGUCCUUCGGCAAGAUGCUCCACACAUUGGAAUUUAACGAUUUUAGGUGUCAAGUUUAUUCCAAUUUCAAGGCGCAUCCGUACGGUAACCCGGCGCUAAUUAGGAGAUAUUUACUAAAACAAAUUGUGUCGCCCGUCAAGUGGGAGCAGACCAUACAAAUGCUGUAUAACAGACCCGCGGAAACCGCUUUUCCGCGCACCUUCGACGUAGGCUCGGGAGGAAGAAUGUCGACGAUCUUAAAGCUAAUUAAUGCAAAAGCGCACGAACACUGUAUAGCCGUGUAAUCUUUUAUCUUUUUGAUAAUACCAAGAGAAAAUCUAAGAAUAUGAAUAUUUGAUGUUAUUUUGUACAUAUACUUGUAGAUUAACUUUAUUUUUCCAAAUUGUGGCAUGUAAAAAUAAAGAUAAUCAAAAUUAUAUUAGAUAUAAAAUGUACAUAUGUGUGCUUAUUUAUUACAUAUGAAUUCGACAGUGUUAUUAUAUACUUGUAACUUAAUUACAGUUUGAAUGUCGAGAUCUUAAAGUUAAUACAAGACCGCACUGUAGAGUUAUCCAUUAUAUUUUGUUAAACCAGAAGAAAGUUUGGGAAUAUACAUUGUUUUGUAUACAUAAUUUGUUGAUUAACUUUUUAUUCAAAUUGUGACAUGUGGAAAUAAAGAGGAUUAAAAUUAAA
Molecule: messenger RNA, 2762 nt
Organism: Monomorium pharaonis (pharaoh ant)
Lineage: Eukaryota; Metazoa; Arthropoda; Insecta; Hymenoptera; Formicidae
Gene: beg
Product: probable malonyl-CoA-acyl carrier protein transacylase, mitochondrial
Exons: 2
Coding region: 1076-2374 (432 amino acids)
Molecular function (GO): transferase activity
Source: RefSeq, a predicted model, not a curated record